This is a messenger RNA of Scophthalmus maximus (turbot), 2399 nucleotides long. It is a transcript of the gene nedd1, whose product is annotated as NEDD1 gamma-tubulin ring complex targeting factor. The record is from RefSeq and is a predicted model, not a curated record. Gene Ontology annotation, biological process: mitotic cell cycle; microtubule nucleation. Bases 183 to 2156 code for a protein of 657 amino acids. The transcript has 16 exons. Gene Ontology annotation, molecular function: gamma-tubulin binding. Gene Ontology annotation, cellular component: pericentriolar material; centriole; ciliary basal body. Lineage: Eukaryota; Metazoa; Chordata; Actinopteri; Pleuronectiformes; Scophthalmidae.
GAAAAAAUAUUGGGGUCGGCCAAUCAGAGGCUGCGAUGGGGGCGGAGCUCCUUCCAGCUCGGGUGGGAAAACAAAGUGUCUGCAGGCGAACUGAAAACAAAACGAUCCAGUCAACUUUAACUUAACUCACCUGUCAGCUCAGACCCUGAACAGACUCCGUCUGUCUCCAGGUUGUUGUUGCCAUGGACGACGUGAGCCGCCUGGUGUCGACCGGAGACUGUGUGAAGAUCUGGGAUGCGGUUUCCAUGGCGCCGCUGGAGCAGUUUAACCCGCACAGCGUCAGCCACCCGGUGGCCCAGGCCUGCUGGAGCUCCAACAACCAGUACCUGGUGACGUCCAGCAGCAGCGGAGACAAGCUGGUGGUCUCCAGCCUCAAGUCGACUCCGGUGCCACUGGUGGAUCUGGCCGAGGGGAAAAAGCAGACGCGAGUGAGUCUGAGCUCGUCGUCUCAGUUCCUGGUGAGCGGAGGUCUGGACCACUGCGUCCACCUGUGGGACCUGAAGACCAAGAGGCUGCACCGCUCCCUCAAGGACCACAGAGAAGAGGUCACCUGCGUGACCUUCAACGCAAACGACAGCUACGUGGCGUCGGGCUCCACCAGCGGCGACCUGGUCCUCCACAGUCUCACCACCAACCUGUCGAGCAGAGCCUUCGGCCACGGCAGCAACCAGCCCGUCCAUGACCUGAGGCUGUCCACGCUGCGGCGCUCCCUGCUGGGCAGCGUGUCGGACAGCGGCACCGUGGUGCUGUGGGACUCGAACACCCAGAAGGAGCUGCAUGUGUUCGACGGUGCUCACAAGGCGCCGGGCUCCGGCCUCGCCUUCUCCCCCGCCAGCGAGCUGCUGGUGGUCAGCGUCGGUCUGGACAAGAAGAUCGUCUGCUACGACACGGCCAGCAAGAUCGUCCUGAGGUCGAUCCGGGUGGACGGCCCCCUGACAUCGGUGGACUUCACCCUGGACGGUACCGGUCUGGUGGUGGGGUCCACACAGGGGAAGAUCUACCAGUACGACCUGAGAAACUCCAGCGCCCCCACCAGGGUCACGGUGGCCCACAAGACCUCCGUCACCUGCCUCCGCUUCCAGAGCGCCACCAGACUCAAGUCCAGUAAAAUGGGCUCCACCAAGAUCUCCAGCACUAAAAGAUCCUCAACCAGAUCGUCCAGCAGCCAGCCAGACCCCGCCCCCGGCUCAGGCCCCGCCCCCCACAGACAGGUGACAGGUCCAGCAGGGGUCGCUGUGGCAGACGGGAUGACCCGCGAGGCCGAGGGUCAAAAGGGGGCGGAGCCGCCGAUCAGCAGCGUCGGACGAAACAGUCUGGACGUCUUCUCUCCCGCACGGGACGAGCCGAGAACGCAGACGACAAGCGCAGAGAUGCCGUUCGGCAGAACUCACGUAACCAGUCUGGAGCUGCUGUCCAGAGAAGGGGAGGGGCAGCAGGUCGUGGGUCGGGCCAGUCUGGACAUCUUCUCCCCCGUCAGAGAAGACUCUCUCUCAGGGGCCCUCACUCAUCGUAAGACCCCCCUGGGGACGCCCCUGGUGGCCUCUGCAGGGAGGUGCUACAGCCCGCUGUCCGUCUUCCAGACGCCACCGCCCAUCAAGGAGGAAGAGCCAAUCAGUGCUGCCGCUGCUGAACCGUGUGACUCCAGGAAGUCUGACAAGGCGAGCAGUUCCAGCCUGGAGGGGGAGGUUCCGACCACGCCCCCAACAUCCCAGCAGACCAAUCACAGCCAGCCAGCACCGCCCUUCUUCACUCCAGAGCCCAGCAUCCGGAGACCCAAUGGCUUCCAAGCUCAGCUGAGCUACAACUCGCCUGCGCACGGAGCUCCGCCCACUGCAGCAGCAGGCGCUGCUCUGUCGGCGGCCGCGUCCUCGACUUUGUCCCAGGACAUCGCAGAGGUGGUGGGACAGGGAGGAGCUGCUCCUCUCACCUCGCUCCAGAUCCACUUCAUCCAGAACAUGAUCCACGAAACGCUGGAGGACUUCAGAGACGCCUGCCACAGAGACGUCGUCAACCUGCAGGUCGAGAUGGUUCGACAGUUUUACAUCCAGCUGAACGAGAUCCACGGUCUGAUCGAGAAGUAUUCUGUGAACGAGUCUCUGGUGGAGGAGGUGGAGAAGCUGAGGGAAGAGAACCGCCGGCUGAAGACCAACUACUGAGCUGAGGGGUCAGGUGGAGGUGAGGACAGGAAGAGGACGAGCUGAAGCACGGACGUGUGUGUGUGUGACAGAUUAUUGAUGAAUCCUUGAACUGAAAUGAUGAAAUGUUGAAAUGAAUUUUCUCUUGUAAUUUACGUGUAAAUGUAUAAAUCCUCAGCUUCCUGGUUCAAUGUUUGACUGGAUCAUGUUUUUAUUAAAAAGAAAAACUGAAGAAUAAUAAAAAAAGAUUCAUAUGAAACAUGA